GUCUUCCUGAUCUGGAUCUUGGUCAUCGGCAUACUCUCGCUCUUCUUCCUGUUCUACUUCAAUCGCCUGUUUGCCACUGCGGUUUCCUAUGGCAUUCGCGCAUACACCUGGUACAAAUUCAAGGCCUACAUAGACAUCUCCGCGCUCCAGAUCAGCCUGCUAGGUGGCCGAGUCUUCUUCAAAAGCAUACGCUAUCACGCCCACAAUGUCACCGUCUAUGUCUACGAAGGCCAUGUCACCUGGAGAUACUGGCUGCCUCGCGUGCAAGAGGCUGAAGUGUUCCAAGAGGAAGAGAUCGGCCCGCGCAACAAGCAACGCUCCUCGAGUACAGCUGCCGGCGAGAGAGACGAGAAGAGCAGUAGUGAUGAGAAGCCACGCGCGCGCAGCAGGAGUAUCGGCAAGGAGGAGAAAGGCGGAGGCAAGCCUAGGAAGGAGCUUCCGUGUCGCAUCUCUGUCAAAGUCACAGGCGUGGAGGCAUUUAUCUACAACCGCAGUCCUCUCUAUGACGCUGUGGUAGAGGCGACUAUGAAGAAGGCAAAAGAGGCAGCCAAGGGUGGUAAUCGUGGAGAGAAUCUUGGGAAAUCACAGACCUCCUCCAGCCAAGGGAGCAAAAGUCAGUCCGAUUCGAAGGCCUCCAAUAUGCCUCAAAAGGUCCACACACGUACCACAGUCGCCAGCGCAACUGCCCCGGAGAAGCCUCAGAUACCUGCUUUCUUGCGUAUCUUUCCCAUCAAGGUCGAAUGCAAGCGCGCUGCUGCAGCUCUCGGAAACGAGAAUACAACCAACGUAUUGACAGCGAAAGCGGAAAGAGCUGUGGGAACUGUUGACGCUGGCCAUGCUGGACCUCUAGAUUUGUGGAAGCUAAUCUUCAGCUUUUCAAUUGAGAAGGUCAAGGUCGCCAUGAGACCUAACAAGGACUUUAAAGAAUUUCAACUUGAUGCUGGCCAACGCCUUCUGCGAGAGAGAGAGCUGGCAACACCCGAACCUGAGAAAAAGGCGGUCAAGGAGGCUAUGCAAAGGACACGAGGGAUCUGGAAUCGGCUACGCUACCUCUUUCACCGUCAUGGUAGCGCGGAAUCACUUCGGACUGCUUCCAUGAAGUCGGGCAUGGUUGGCCAUCAGCCGCCAAAGGAGCAAUUGGCUGGACAAAGUCAAUGGCACGGGCUGACUCGGUAUCUUGAGGACCGUGAGCUCAAUGAACACGAAGAAUGGCAAACGGUUGAAUACGCUAAAGUCUCCGAUCUGGUCGAUUGUGACAGGGUGACUAUGCGUUUCUACUGGGACAUGUCUGGCCCAGUCUCGGAUGGUACGCUCGACAGUGACACACUCCUCGGGUCCAAAUACGAGGAUGAUAUCAAUGGCAUGGCGCCUCCGGAAUAUGGCAUGGAUUUGGGGGUCUACGGGGGAGUAGUACAAUAUGGUCCGUGGGCCGAUCGGCAGCGGAUCAAUCUCCAGCAGAUCUUCUUCCCGGCGCCUUAUGUCGACGCAGUCCCUGCCAAGCCUCUUAAGUCUGGUGAACUUCGGGUCUGUACGGUCUUCAAAAUCAAGGUGAUCGUGGAAGAGGAUGUCGUGCUCCGUGUUCCAGCUCGAGAAGAAUCUAAGGAUUCGAAAUGGAAAGGUCGCGCGGACAAGGCGCAGCCAGCGGCCAGCUCGGGCGCCACGGCUGGAAAAGGCAGUCGACACUGGCGAAAGCACAAGCGGAAAAGCAAGCAAACGCAGGCAGCAAUUGAUGCUCGACCUUUCGGCUGGCUCGACAUAACGGUCAAGAAAGAUUCCGUCGUCAAUUACAUCAUGGAUAUGUUUCCCAGACCAGCCGGAUAUCGCAACAACCUCGACCUCGAUGUCAAAGGUGUAGAGAUGCAAAGUAGUGUCAACCACGGCUUACUUUGGCGGUCUGGGCCGGUAAGCGUGCAGGCCGAUAUAUCGCAGCCUAUCGAGUGGAAUACUCUACGAAAGUGGCCCUUCGACAUUGUCAUCAACGACAUGGAGCUUUUCAUUCUCCGCGAUCAUCUUUUCCUUAUUAUUGAUCUUGUCAAUGAUUGGUCGUCCGGAGCACCUUCAGACUUCUGGACUUUUGUGCCCUACAACUACCAGCUUGAAAUGACCUUCAAGAACUUUGUAAUGUAUCUCAAUGUUAAUGACGCUAAUAUCAUCAACGACCCGGCGGACUUCGACCGGAAUGACUUCUUGACCAUCGAAGGAAAACUGCACGCCGUACUCGGCAUUCCAAUGGAGAACUACCGGCCGAAAAGUAAUAAGAUCACUUUCGACGUGCUAGCUCAGAACCUCAGCAUGCGACAAUACAGCCCGCCCAAAAGCACAUUCAGCGUGUACGUAGAGGACAGGACCAUGGCUACCUUACCGAAACUCACCUUGAACGGCUCAUACACAGCAAAUCAGGAAGCCAAGGUCGGCAAUGUCGAUGUCUUGCGGAUGGAUAUUGUUGGUACUGGCUUGUCACUCAAAGCUUUCGGGUUCUACGUGCGCCAACUCGUCAGCAUAAAGGAGAAUUACUUCGGUGACUACAUGCAUUUCAAGACGCUCGAGGAAUUCCAAGCCGCGAGCGAUGACCUCGAGGAAGCCAAUGCCAAGACUGCUAGCUUUCCAAAGCCCACUUCAAUCAACGAGCUGGACGUCAUCUUGUGCAUAGUAGCAGAGGAGGCAACCGUCAUGUUCCCGACAAAUCUGUACUCAUGCAAGGAGUUCGUGCGAGCAGAACUUCCUCGGGCGGAUCUUGACCUCCGGAUCGUGAGCUACUAUUUGGACAUGGGCCUUCAACUCUCACCCAUCAGCUUCUUGACUGGUGUCUCGGCGACGAAGGAUGAGGACGAUGACGAUCCAGUCGAUAGGCAAUCUAGCACCCAGUUCUGGGUAGCACAUGUGGACCUCAACGGACAUCGUGCUUUCGGCCUACCACCGAACGAAGACGCUUACGUGAGUCAGUGGGACAUUGACAUUGGCAAAAUAUCAGGCGAGAUGUCUAGUAAGUUCGUCAGAGAUCUGGCUUUAGCCGGAAGAGCAUUUGCUUUCAGUAUCCAGGAUGCUGAGAACGCUCUGCCCGUGAGUUCUCCCGCGGUCGCCUUGGAUGCCAGUUUUGUCCAAGUGCGGACAGACACCGUACGCCUCUGGAUGCAUGUCGGAGGAGAUGCUCUCCUCAUUGAUCUGAAUCCCGUCGCUGUAGAUGUCAACGGUUGGGCGAGCAGCUUGUUCUCCCAGCGGGUCAAUGUACUCGUACCCUUGAUCACAUUUGCCUGCGUUAACGGCCGCAGUGCGUCUCGACAUCGCUCUCCAUUCGUCAAGAAGAGACCGGUCCGGACGUACGCCUUUCUUCAAACAGGCGUGUCGAUCGAUGUAGUGGGCAGGAAGCUUCACUUCGAAUCGACAAUCUCGCAGGUCAUUCACGAUCCAGGAACUGACCAAAAUGCCGAGCACGUCAGCGUUCUGAUCAAAGUCGUGCCUGGAAUACGAGUCUAUGUAGAGCCGCAUCUGGCUGUUACGGUCUCGAAAUUGAUAGAGAGAGUCUUACCGAACAACCCGGAGGAGGUGAUGGACUCUUUCCACAUGAGCGUCAUGGGGGCGAUAUCGAGCCGCAAUUCUGAGCGUAUCGGUCCUACAAACAUCCUGGAGAUCAGUGCCUCGCUUCCCGCAGCUCAUAUGCGGGUAGUGGCCUUGGAGGAACACAAGGAUGAAAUUGCCGACCAGAUCGACAUAACAAUGAGCUUGCUCGAGCUGGCCGUCAGGGUCAGGACUCAUCCUCGGGACAAUGGCGCUAGGAAUGGCAGAGAGCUGAUGAAGCCGGCUGUCUCUCUUCACGUCGACGAUGCCCUGGUGUGGCUAGCGUUGACAUCAACGCAUGCAUUCCAUGUCUCCUUGAGGGAGGCCGUGGUCUCUGUUAACAGCCCCCAGACCACUUAUCUCACUGAAUUGGCCCUCAAGCUGGUUCCACUUAUCACUGGCAUUAUGGAACGGUUUGAUGACAUUUUCACCAACGAUACACGGCGUUUGCAAUGGCUGACAUACGUGCUGACACAAAAUGGCGAGAUUGUGAGCGAUCCACCUUUCAUGGCUCGCAUGCUCUAUAUCCUGCGCGCAUUUCCGGGACAUUUCAGAAAUACAGACUCGUGGAAAAUACUUUCCCGCUUCCGCAAUAUCCUCAUGCAUCUUCCAAAGGAGAAGGCGGACGAGCUCGAGGCACAUUGCAGAGAGAACCGACUCGCCUUCCCGGCAGGUGCUCCUGAAAGGACACUUGAAAGUUGGACACAGUGGCGGAACUGGGACGUGCCAUAUGUGAAUCAGACAAUGGCUUUUAAAAUGAUCUGGCGACCAGACGAGCUCAACCAAGAGUCUUCGCCGGAUAAACCGCCUUUGACUGUUACAUUCAGAUCAGAGUCCUUACGCAUCGCCCUGGAGAGCGAGAAGACCAGCAGCGAGAUCGUUAUAGAGGAGACUUCGCUGGGAAUGGAAAACAUCCCGCCUACUAGGCCGGAGGGUUUGAUGCUCGUAGACGAAAACAUGCGCACCAAGACUUUGAUACAGCUCCACAUGGGCAUCUUCGCCCUCAAUCUUGACUGGGAGCUGCUCAAGAUUGCUGAAGAUGUCAUCUCCUUGAAUGACAAGAUCCAGCAGGUUUCAUCCAAGCUGCAAGCUGGUGGAAAGAGGACUACGAGGCAAGCUAUCGACGACGGACUCGCUAGGCACGACGUCCAUAUUGUGCUAUCCACCGAUACCGGUAGUAUUACGCUUCAGACCAUAAAUGUGCGACAUGUCUCGCAGGCUGAAGGUCUCAAGGUUUCAGUCAUUGGCACGACACAGGCAAGCGAGCAGUUUGGUCAGUGCGCCAGUGCCAUCAUCAAUGUUGAUCGUGCCAUCACUGAACUCUGCGGCACCAAUACUCGGAUCUGGCAGACGCUGCUUAUCUCACCAAGUCUCUACAUCGAUUGCCUGCAGCCAGCGCCUGGAGCUGAUGGUCCGGCAACGAUAACACUCGCCUUGGCGUACGAGGACCUCCAGAUCAGGAUCACCGAACAGGUGCCCGGAAUUCUACAUCUCAUCGAUCUAAUCAUUCUGGAUGAGGUUGCCAAGUGCCAAAAACUUGCUGAAAUCGUGCAGCCGCGUCCGUCGUCUUCAGCAACAGCAUCACCUGCUGUGAGGGAGCAGAAAACAAAGACGACCCAAGCAUCGGAAACCACUUUCGGAUCAGUGCCGCCGAAGCUCCACGUGGCUGUCCUUGCAGGCAAUAUUCACCUCGAAGUUUCGUUACUGCAGAAUCUGGGCUACAUGCUUGAAGGUGUUGCUGCCAGCGUUAGAGUGGCCCCGAGAUUGACCAAGGACAAGGUUUUCAGCAUCGAUUUCGAUGUUGGCAAGCAGAAGCAUGCGUUUGUCAACACGUCUGAAGAGGAGCGGCACAUACAAGGCCUCCUUGACGUACCGCCAAUCAAUGGUCACGUUGGUCUCGAGCUUGGAAACGACGAGACUUCUGUGUCGGUCGCAACAACGAUUGAAAGGGUGGAGGUUGACGCCGGUGCUAUGCAAGGAGUGAUUGGGGUUAUGAAUCAACCCGAGGUUCAAGACGUGUUCAAGUCAAUCAAAGCUGGAGUGGAAGACAUUCAACACCAUGUUGAAUAUGUCUUCCCAAAGAAUGAACUUGAGAAGCCGAAGCCUGUCAAAGAGCAGCGCAUUCUUUUUGAUGCUCGGCUUGCACUACUCGGUAUCAGAAUUUCUGCACAUACGCCAACAGCGAAAGACGCCCAUCGCUACAGAGCCAUGGCCGAAGUGGAGUUAGGCACAGGACCUCUGCACGCCACAGCAUCAAACAGGGAGACAUCCAAGGACGCCAACCCACUCAUCCCAGAAGUCCGAGCCCAUAUACAAGACAUCGGCGCCGCACUACGCAUCAAGGAGCGAGGCAAGAUUCGACCUUGUGGCAACGCUACCAUGAGCAUUCGCCUACACUUUAACAACAUCGUAGGCGAAAACGGUGUUGUGCACCGUGAGUUGAAGGUUCGCAGUGAUGGAAUCGAGAUCAAUGCAAACCCAGAAACAGCAUCGACUGUCGUAGAUGUCAUCAAUCACCUGGAGGAUCGAAUCAAGCGUCUAGACCUAUCGAAAGAAGUCGAGUAUCUUCGAAAGCUUCGAGAUGAGCGCAGACAUACUGUCAUCAAGCGUAUCAAGGGCGAUGAAGGCUGGCCUGACGAUGAUGAAAUGCCUUUCUCGCCGGAAGACCUGCUUUCGAUCACGACGACGAUUGAGCUGACGGAAAUUCAAGCUACAUGGUUGGUGGAUUCUUCCUUUGCUGCACGACGUGGUGCACAGGUCGACGAUCUUGUGUUCUCCAUACAGAGUAUUGAGUUCAAGACGAGAGGUGGGCAUGAGGCGCGUCUCAACAUUCAGAAUAUCCAGUUGCAGCUCGUGAAAAGGAAGGAAAGCAAGCAGUAUCGCGCGCUGAAUUCUGCGCUUCUGCCUGAAGUCGGCUUCAGCGUGGCCUACUGGUCAGAGAAGGGCAAGAACGUGAAGCUUGCCUUGAAGGCAACAGGAAAGCCGCUUGACCUGCGUCUUGAGUCGAAGUUCAUGUUCCCAGUCUCCGCAGUGCAGAAGUCUAUUGAGCUUGCCCGGGACAAAUUCAAGACCGGCACUGCAACUUGGCAGAGUAUGCCAACGACUUCUGGCGCGCCGAGGACGCCUUCUUUCGAUACCAAGAGGCUGAGCUCGGUUCUCGUGGAGGCCGACUUCGCGGGCGCGCAGGUAUACAUACAAGGCUCUGGACCCCGAAGCAAUAGUCUAGCAUCAAUCGCUGCAGCAUCUCAGCAGCACGGUACUCAGCACGGCAGAUACGGUCAGUUCGCUGCUGAUGGUGCUCUCAUGCAAACAACUUUGACUGCUCCUGGAAUCUCGCUCAAGAUGGAGUACAACCGGGAUGAUGUACAGCCACGACUGAACGGCGAGCUGAUGAUCGAUGCCUCUACCAACAUGCUGGCGCCGAAUGUGGUGCCUUUGGUACUGGAGAUCUCAAAUAGCGUCAAGGAAGUCGUGCGAAGCCAGGACGAGAAGACAAAGCCUCAGACACCACCUAAACCGGACACCGCGGAAGAUCAGAGGCCCAGCCCCGAUCAAUCGAGAGCCAAGCAGUUCUUCGAGGAUGACAACAUCGUUGCAACUACCCCAGCUAAGAUCUUUGGCAAGACGAAGGUGGACCUAGGCUUCCGCAUUGCGAAGCAAGAGUUUGGGCUAAGCUGUCAGCCCAUUGCACGAGUCGAUGCAAAGGCCUCACUGGAGGGCUUCUAUCUCACCAUGAACACCAUUGACUCGGACGAACAUGGGCAUUUCUUUGCCAUGUCUGCGGUCAUGACGAAGCUUGGCGCGCAGGUGAAGCACAUGUACUCUCGCGAACCAACGUUCAGCUAUGAGAUGGAUUCAAUCGUGCUAUCGGCAAUGAACAACAAGCAUUUGAGCGGGAGCGCUGGAAUCUCCGCAAUCUUGAAUAUUAACCCGACCAAGAUUGCAAUCAAUGGCAAGCAGUUUCAAGACUUGCUGUUGUUCAGAGAAAUCUGGCUACCACCUGAAAUUCGCAAGCCGAGCGCUGCUUCCCCUGCACAAGGAGCUGCACCAGCCAUUACAGUCCAAAGACCUGAUGAGUUCGUGGUUCAGAAAUACCAAACUUUUGCUGCGGCCGCUGCAUUUCCAUGGAACGCCACUGUCAACAUAACUGAACUGGCUGUCGACGUCGAUCUCGGACAGAGUAUCGGCAAGUCGUCUUUCCGAAUCAUAAAUCUUUGGGCAAGUCAGCAGAAGUCUUCGAAUUGGGAACAGAAUCUGUGCAUAGGGCUGGACGAGAUGGGUGUCGAUAGCACUGGCAGAAUGAGCGGCUUCAUUCAUUUGGGCAAGCUCGGAGUCAGAACGUCCAUCAAAUGGCCAGAGGAGUCGACCCAGGCGACACUGCGCAAGACUCCGCUCAUCCAGGCAUCGAUCGGAGUCAAAGAACUCAAGGCCAAAGCGGCGUUUGACUACCAAGCAUUUGCUUUCGGCGACAUUGGCAACUUCGACUUCCUGAUGUACAAUGUUCGCGAGCAGCAUGGAACGGGCGAUCGACUCGUUGCAGUAUUGGAUUGCGGAAAGGCACACGUGUUUUGCACAUCCAGCAGUCCUUCGCAAGCUGUAGCGUUGUACCAAGCUUUCGAUCGGCUCAUCCACGAAAAGCAAUCUGCAUACAUGCAGUCCCUCAAGGAGAUUGAGAAGCACUUGCGCCGAGAAAGCACGGUGGUGCCGACGAGAUUUGGACCCCAAAUUCCAGACUCUCCGGUGGCAGAGAAAAGAGCGGAGAAGAGCCCGAUUUCACUCCAUACCGACGUGGUGGUCACGAUGGGUGGCAUAUGUUUUGGAGUGUACCCAAGCACAUUCUUCGACAGUCAAAUGCUCAAGCUCGAGGCCAGCAACAUCCAAGCUCGAUUUGCCGUUGGCCUCGAAGGCGGAAGGAUAACAUGUGCACUGGGCAUGACUCUUGGCCAGCUACAGGUCGCGCUUUCGUCUGUGCGCCGAAUGACUGCCGUGCCCAAGGCUUUGGAGAUGACGGCGGAUGAAGUCAUCAACAGUGCUCUGAACGCAAAGGGAGGCAUCAUUUUACGCGUGCCUCAAGUGGUGGCGAGCAUGCAGACGUGGCAGGCACCGAAAGGAUGUGAAGUGGACUACAUCUUCAAGUCACUCUUCGAUGGCAAGAUUGACGUUGGCUGGAACCUGUCGCGCAUCAACUUCAUCAAGGGCAUGUGGGAAUCCGGUUAUCGGGCAUUGGCCUCGCGGCUGGACAAGUCUCUCCCAGAAUCAGCGGUCAAGAUCAAAGCUGAGGGACCUGCUGCCGAUUCUCCCUCGCCUCCUUCGAGCAGUGGCGACAGGGACUCGGCGCCACAGCCGCAGCCGCAGCCGCAGGAGAAGAUUACGGCUGAGAUCAAUCUGCCGCAGAGUCGAUACGAGUAUCAUGCUCUGGAGCCAGCAGUCAUCGAAACGCCGCAACUGCGAGACAUGGGAGAGGCAACGCCACCGCUCGAAUGGGUCGGCUUGCACCGAGAUCGCUUGCCGAAUGUCACGCAUCAGAUCAUCAUUGUGACCCUUUUGGAAGUGUGUAAAGAAGUCGAGGAUGCGUACGGGAAGAUUCUGGGGGGAGCG
Molecule: messenger RNA, 9153 nt
Organism: Pseudocercospora fijiensis CIRAD86
Lineage: Eukaryota; Fungi; Ascomycota; Dothideomycetes; Mycosphaerellales; Mycosphaerellaceae
Exons: 3
Biological process (GO): fermentation
Cellular component (GO): membrane
Source: RefSeq, a predicted model, not a curated record